Molecule: messenger RNA, 1881 nt
Organism: Ascochyta rabiei
Lineage: Eukaryota; Fungi; Ascomycota; Dothideomycetes; Pleosporales; Didymellaceae
Exons: 3
Coding region: 1-1881 (626 amino acids)
Molecular function (GO): flavin adenine dinucleotide binding; NADP binding; N,N-dimethylaniline monooxygenase activity
Source: RefSeq, a predicted model, not a curated record
AUGGCUUCAACAGCCGUUAUCCCCGCCACUGAAACACAGGGCAAGACGUCACCAUCAACAACUUCGACGCGACGCGUCGCACAGUUGACUGAGCAUCUUGCGCCCGUGAGCGAGACGGAACAAGUCAACACUCAACCUGUAUUGCCAAUCAACUAUCCUGUCUCGCAACUGCAACUUGACCCCAAUCACCAUAUCGACGAUGUCCGGCAGCUGAAAGUUGCUGUCAUUGGGGCUGGUUUAGCUGGUAUCAAUGCCGGUAUUCUACUUCCAGCGAAAGUUCCUGGAAUUCAGUUGACUAUUUUCGAGAAGAACGAGGACGUAAGCGGAACAUGGUUGGAGAACACAUACCCUGGUGUACGAUGUGAUAUACCAGCCCAUGUCUAUCAGAGCACAUUCUCGCCUAAUACGCAAUGGUCUGAGAUCUUCGCUAAAGGUGCUGAGAUUCGAGAUUACUGGCAAGCAACAGCCAGGAAACACGACGUCUACAAAUAUGUCAAGUUGCGACAUCGCGUCGACGAUGCAUCGUGGGAUGAUGCGAGAUCUAAAUGGAGCGUAAAAGUCCACAACCUCGUCAAUGACACCUCAAGCCGGGAGGAGUUCGACUUCGUUAUUACAGCCAUUGGGCGCUUCAACGCCUGGAAGUUGCCAGACUAUCCAGGCCUCGAUACCUACAAAGGCCAUCUUCGGCACACGUCGAAUUGGGACCCGUCUUACGACCCAACAGGCAAAAGGGUCGCAGUCAUCGGCAACGGAGCAAGCGGACUUCAGAUAGUACCGCACCUGCAGCGAAUAUCGAAGCAUGUCACUCACUUUGUACGUAACCCAACGUGGAUUGCCACAUCGUGGGCUGGAGACGAGAGGACUUUCGAGCCUCAGCCAUACCCUGCCGAUCAACGAGAGUCAUUCCAAGAUCCAGAAAUCUAUCUCAAGUUCCGUAAAGAGAUCGAAGAGAAGUACUGGAGGCGCUUUCGGGCUAUGGUGCGAGGAUCUGAAGAGAAUGAGGGUAUCAGAGAAACCUUCAUCGAAGUGAUGAAAGCGCGAGCGGCUAAAAAACCCGAACUACUGGACGGCUUAAUUCCAGAAUUUGCACCGCACUGCCGAAGACUGACUCCAGGCCCUGGAUAUCUCGAGGCGCUCACUGAGGAGAAUGCCGAGCUUGUCAAGACGCCAAUCAAGCAAUUCACAUCUGCUGGCAUUGAGACAGUCGAUGGCAAGACAUAUGAAUUCGAUGCUAUCUUCUGCGCCACCGGCGCCAAUACCGAUCUUGUACCGCCGUUCCCAAUUAAAGCACGCGGGAUAGAUCUGAACAAAGCCUGGAAGCCGGACGGUGAAUUCGGAUUUCCUUACACCUACCUAGGCACUGCAACGCCAGGCUUUCCAAACCUGUUUUUCCUGGCCGGACCGCACGCAACUGGUCCAUCUGGAACCGUUCCACAGGCCGUAGAGACGGCGCUCACAUACUUUGCAAAGAUACUACGAAAGGUUUCUUCUCAAGGCAUCAAGUCCAUUGCACCAUCCAAGGAGGCAGCAGAUGACUUUGUAGACUAUUGCGAUGCCUUCUUCCCAAAGACCGUACUGACAGACAACUGCUCCUCGUGGAACAACGGAGGACUCCCUGGACAGAGGAUACAUGGACUAUGGCCUGGGUCUGCUGCCGGGCUUACCCUUGUUAGACGCGACCCCCGCUGGGAAGACUGGGAGUAUGAGCGGUUCAACAAGCAGAAUCGAUUUGCAUAUUUGGGCAAUGGAUACACCAGAGGGGAAAUUGAUGAGUCUGCUGAUCUGACUUCGUACCUCAAAGCACCUGGUCAGGAGCUGGACCUGAAAGACGUCCACGAGAGCUGGUGGGAUCUACCAGGUGCCAUCAAGAAGUCAACUUGA